Ochlerotatus camptorhynchus is the source of this 3183-nucleotide messenger RNA. RefSeq lists its product as uncharacterized. Bases 1647 to 3128 code for a protein of 493 amino acids. The transcript has 6 exons. Gene Ontology annotation, molecular function: protein binding. The record is from RefSeq and is a predicted model, not a curated record. NCBI's taxonomy places the organism in Eukaryota, Metazoa, Arthropoda, Insecta, Diptera, Culicidae.
AUUUGUAGUCGGUCAGUAUCAGUUGAGUUGUGGAUUGUUAAGCAUCGGAAUACUUAGGAGCUGAAAAUGAAAAUCGUCGUUGUUUUGAUCCUUGCUUGUGUAACAGGUGCAUUAGGUGCACCAUCGCCGGACGGUCCUGAGCGUCAAGAGCAGAAGCCAGGAACGGAAAAUUAUCCCAAUCUCUUCAAUCAAAACCCCGUUAACAAUGGAUGGAUGUUUGGAAACAGUGGAGCGUGGCAAGACAUGGGAAAAAUGGCAUCUAAACAACCUGUCUUUCCGUUUUCUACAGGCUUUGGUGUUAUGCCAAAAAUGGACGGCGUCGAUACGAUAGAAGCUAGUGCCGGAAUGAGCUGUUCCUUCCAGAAUGGGAAGAAGACGUGCACUAAUCAUGCGAAUCAAGCGAAGACCAAACACUGAUAAUCCAGUUACACUAUAGUUUAAAACUAUGAAAGUUGGAGAUAAGUAACACUAAUAGAUAAACCUAGUGUUAGGUCGUGGAAUGCAUUAGGAACUGAUUCUGUGUGGCUGCUGAAAAGCAAUUUAGAAUAGUCAUUAUAUGUGUGAUAAUAAAUUAGAUGGGCCUUACAAUCAUUUGUUUUAGUGGCAUGCAGUUUCCAAAAAGAAGUCACUGGUCGUUUUACAUCAUUCGUGAAUGUUUCGCAAUAACAACUAAAUCUUCUAAAGACGAACCGAAGCAACCCGAAGUUGUGAGCCGGCUUAAAGUCCAGUGGGGGUGUAAUAAAACCAAAGAAAUAUCAGAAGCUUACAGUUGGCUGAUAAUGUAUGAAAUUGGAUGUCAGAAUUUCAGAAUAAUAAUAUUAAAAUAAUAUUCAGCAGAGAACCCGAACGAGAUCGCCAACUCCGAGGUUGACCUGGCACAUUUCGGCUUUACAUUACUGUCGUUAUUCAAAAAACAUCGUGUGGAAUUCCUACUAUGUUACCUGACUCAUAACGAAUAUACGUUGUAUACGAGUACCCCGAAUACAACGUAUGACUCGUCUAAUUUUGCAUAGCAUUUGCAAUGUAAAAUUAGACGAACUAUACGUUGUAUUCGGGGUACUCGUAUGUUCGUUAUUAGUCAGGUAACACAUUAGUAGCGGUAGAUAAGGUCGUUUUUAACUUUUCUGGUGCCUGAAAGUGAUUUGCUCAGAACUGGAUCCAGUGGAACACAAUUCGCCACAUUGUAUCUUGAUAUUCCGCACUAUGCGCUUACGUGCUUACUUGACAUGAGAAACAAGAAUACUAACGGCUUCUGACGGUGGGGGUGGGUAAGAUGGGUCAGAUGCACCCCCGGAGCAAAAUUACUUUUUGGCAUUUAAAAUACGUUUUACUUUUUUUCUAUGAUCUGUUAAUCAGCAUCGCAACUUAGCUAGAUAAAUCCACGAGAAUGUUUUCAAAAGAAAACAUGUGAAGCAUUUUUGCUACCCUACAAGCAAAAAUAGACACGCAUCCAUCCUGUUCUUGUUCUGCAACUCGCUCUCACAUUGUUCGAAGCAGGUAGAACGACUGCGUUGUUGCAAAUGGGAGAUGAUCUUCCGCAUUUAAUUAGGUAGCCAGUUUGUCAGUUUCGCCUGCAAAAAAGAGCAAUGUUUGUAAAUCGGUCGCCAGUCUUGUUUUGAUCCACGUCGUGCGAAGAUCGAUUCACAAUGAUGCCGGACUACAUCAACAAGCUGCCAACGGAAAUGCUCUAUCAGGUGUUUGACUGUCUGAGCUUCGAGCAGCAAUUGUUGGCCAUGGCCGUUUGCCAACGGUGGUGUCAAAUUUUGUCCAGCGAUUGGUACAUCCCCGACCGGCGGUUGUGUCUGUGUACGUUCAAUCUUAAUGGGACUGAAUCGCAGCUGCAAUGGAUGAAACAGUACCGGGCGUUCACGAUCAAGGAUUCCAACAAGGAUAAGGGUGAGUUUCUGGACCCGUUGAGGAAGUUUCUGUUCAGUCCGGAAGUGGCCGAGACGGUAGAGGAACUUCGGCUGGAGUUGUUCUGGUAUUCACUGUCGGAUUUGCUGGACAGUAGUGAAGAGAUGUGCCUUCCGAAGCUGGAGAAGAUCAGCUACUUGUCGUCGAUAUGGGUUGAAGAGCGCAGCUUACUUGAGUGUAAAGUGGUGGCUCCCAAUUUGAAAACCGUGAUGCUGGAGGACUCGAAGAAAUCCGGAAAUCCAUUGAUUCAGGUGAUGAGUGAUCAGAUUGAGACCAUGAGUGUGCGAUUUAUCAACAAGAUGCUUCUGUUUGCAACGAUCGGAAAUUAUUCAUUCACGAGUUUGAACAGUUUGACGCUGAUGUCCCAGCAGGGGAGUCUUUUGUUUCGGGAAUCCGAUUUCCACGCCGUUCACCUGCAGACUUUUGGACGACUAAGGUAUUUGAAGAUCAGCGACGAAAAGAACGUGUUCUAUUUGAUCUACAGGAUCAUCUUUCGAGAGGCGAAAAAUUUGGAAACACUGAUCAUCAACGGUCGUAAAAUGAGUGAAGACGCAUUCAAUCAAAUCGAUCGGUUGAAGAAACUGCAAGAACUGUACCUGAUGGUGGAAAUUCAAAAAUCUCAACCCCUUACAAGGCUAUGCUUGCCGCAGCUUAAAAUACUGACAACAUAUGCUUGUACAAUGACUCCACUGGGAAAUGUGUCCAACCUGAAAGACAUAUCCAUAAGGAAUCACAAAAAUUCCUGGGAGCGGUACAAGCUUAGCGAUGAUGCCGUCAACUGCGGAAUUUUCAUCCACAAUCUUCAAACGUUGCGACUGACGAAAGUGAUUCUGGACUCGACAUUCGUCAGACAUAUUUCCACCAUAACGGGACUGAGGGCCCUGGAGCUGAAUCAAGUAAGAAUGGACCCGAAGCAUCUGCAGAGGAUUUUCGGCUCGCUGAAACAGUUGCAGCGAGUUCGAUUCGAGUGGUGCUAUCUGAAUGAGGUAGUUGUUGCACGAGAGGAUACCGAUGGAAACAGCAUUGUCGAUCACGAUGAUGAUGAUGGCGGGGAGCAAGGAGAGAAUGAUCAAAAGGUUGACUGUUUGCGGAUGUUGCAGCAGCAGUAUCCCGAUUGCAGGAUAACGAAUCUAAACAACCGAAUCGUGAGGCAUGUGACGCGAGGACAGUCAAUGUAUCAGAAUUUGUUGCCGCAGUACUGGAGACCAUUAUAGAUGCGGUGAUUUUAUGUAUUAUUAUGCAUCGAUCAAAUAGUUAUUAUUCUCAACA